Messenger RNA from Anneissia japonica, 1153 nucleotides. Its product is annotated as protein DPCD-like. The transcript has 6 exons. The record is from RefSeq and is a predicted model, not a curated record. Lineage: Eukaryota; Metazoa; Echinodermata; Crinoidea; Comatulida; Comatulidae. The coding region runs from base 1 to 570 and encodes 189 amino acids.
AUGUCUGAUCUAAUCAAUUGGAAGAGCAGAAAAAAGGUGCAUUACAAGCUGCCAGAUGGAACAGAAAUGGCUGAAGAAUACAAUAUGAAAGAUGACCAACUUCUUGUUCGUAAAUGGCGAAAGAAAACAACAUUAGGUGGAGAAGGAAAAUGGGAUUUUGAAAUUGGGGAAGAUCUGCGCCAGUCCACGAUGGGUGAACAAACUUUACUGAAAGAAAGCAGUGGAAAUCCAAUAUUCAUGAGGAAAGACACGGCAAGUGCAUUCCAGUGGCGCAUCAGGAAUCUACCAUAUCCAGUUGACACAUACUCCAUUACUGUUGACCAAGAGCAGAGGUGUUGCAUCAUCAAAACAACCAAUAAAAAGUAUUACAAGAGAUUUAACAUUCCAGAUCUAGAAAGGUUGAAACUCCCUCUGGAACAGAGUGCAAUUAGUCAUGCCCAUGCAAACAAUACUCUGAUCAUCAGUUAUGCAAAACCUUCUGCAGUGCUUGAAAUGGAGAAAAAGGUGCGACAGGAACUGCUGAAGCUUAAAGCAUCAAAAGAUGGAGAUAUGGAAUGCAAACCCAGUUAACAACAUGCAGUAUCAUUUGUAAUUUUAUAUACCUGUACUACCGUCCAUGACCUGUAACCAGUGGAGUACUAAGGGAUCCUUCCAUAUCUGGAAUAAGUAUCUUAUAAAUAGAUAAAUAAAUAUCUGCUAUAUUGACAAUGAAGACCUAAAAAAACCACCGAUGAAAGGUGGCCACUCUUAGUGGCAUCAUACUUGGUUCUGUCGGGACCAUUCUUAGUCCAAUUUUCAUAAUAGUUUAAAGCUUUAUAUACCACAAAUGGGGAAAGAAUUCCCCAGAAGCACUCCCACACACCAUGAUUGAGGCUGCCACCUUUAGAGUGCUCCUAAACUCUUUCAACUCUCCUCGUUCCACAUGGUACAAUUACCUUCUUGGAUCCGGAGUCAUCGAUCACAUUGGUCUCAUCGUAGUUGAAUAUGUGUGCUGGGUCAACUGUACUUAAAAUGUCACUAAGGUUGUCAAAUAUCUUUUCACAUCAGUUUGACUAACUCUUGUACGGGAGCGCUUUAUAUUACCGGCAGCCCUUAAACUUAUAUUGUUUCUUUUAACAAAGGAACCAAUAAAUUUGUCUCUGGCAACUUUGUU